Molecule: messenger RNA, 1134 nt
Organism: Rotaria sp. Silwood2
Lineage: Eukaryota; Metazoa; Rotifera; Eurotatoria; Philodinida; Philodinidae
Source: the annotation of a GenBank genome assembly
AUGUUUUUUACAUCGCUUCUUGCAAUACUAGGUUUGUUCAAUUCUUGGACAUGGGCACAACCUGCAGGAAAUUCACCUAUCUUGGUAUAUGUCGGAACAUACACUGGGGAAAGUAAAAACGCCAGCAAAGGUAUUUAUGCUUUUGCCUUUGAUCGUAAAGAUUCAUCGUUAAAACCAUUGGGACUUGUUGCAAUUACACAGAAUCCGACAUAUGUACUAAUGCAUCCAUCACGAAAGUAUAUUUUAUCUGUCAACGAACUAGAAAAGGGAAAAGUAAAUUCUUUCAAAAUCAAUUCAACAAAAACAGCUGAAUUGACCUUCAUCAAUCAACAAUCUUCUGGCGGAAAUUAUCCAAUUUAUCUUUCAUCGGAUGCAUUAGGUCGUUAUAUUUUUGUUGCCAAUUACAUGACUGGCACUGUAGCUAUAUUACCUUUUGAUACUAACCAUGGUCGUAUUCAAGAUGCAACUGGAAUUUACCAACAAGCAGGGUCCUCAAUUGAUCCUGAGAGUCAAACAUCAUCUCAUCCUCAUUGUAUUUUGCUAGAUAAGAAAGAAGAAUAUGCCAUUAGUGCUGAUUUAGGGUCAGACGAAUUAUAUGUGUAUCGAUUCAUACCUACUGAUGGAAAACUACAAAAGCAAUACAUUUCAAAAUCAAUACAACCUGGCGACGGUCCUAGACAUUUAAUAUUCAGUAAUAAUCAAAAGUAUGUGUACGUAAUAAAUGAAUUGUCAUCAUCGAUCACUGUCUUUAACUAUAAUCCAACUCUGAGAGCAAUCCAAACGAUUUCAACAUUACCGCAGAAUUUUACAUCGAUAAAUUAUGCUGCUGAACUUCUUGUUCAUCCUGUAUCGAAUAAAUUUCUUUAUGCAUCAAAUCGUGGUCAUGACUCCAUAGUUGUUUUUGCAAUUGAUAAUGCUGCUGGAUACUUAACUACUAUUCAACAUGUACAUGUACAAGGACAAACGCCUCGAAAUUUUAACAUCCUUCCAGAUGGAACGCAUCUGAUUGUAGCAAAUCAGGAUUCAAAUAAUCUGGUUGUAUUUUCGAUCGAUAUGAAUACAGGCACGUUGACAGCCACGAAUUCGUCUGCUCAAGUGAGCAAACCGACUUCUGUCACAUUCUUAGUGCCGUAA